Messenger RNA from Asparagus officinalis (garden asparagus), 1626 nucleotides. RefSeq names its product reticulon-like protein B17. The record is from RefSeq and is a predicted model, not a curated record. NCBI's taxonomy places the organism in Eukaryota, Viridiplantae, Streptophyta, Magnoliopsida, Asparagales, Asparagaceae.
UAUAUCUCCUCCCUCCUCCAUUCAACGAACCAAGAAAACCCCCCAUCAUUCUCUCUCUCUUGUACCAUAAAACAUCAACAAUUGCUAGAGAUUUCGACGUUCUCCAUGGAUUCCUCUUCAACCCCAACAACCCCCGUUACCAAUCAAUUGAAACCACGUGCCCUCCUUGAAUCCAAACCCAAAGACCAAACACGGCCACCAAUCUCAAUCCAUUCUCCAAACCCUGUCUCUCUCCAUGAUCUUCUCCUCCUAUCUCCACCCCCUUAUCGGAAAUCGAGGCCACGGCCGAAGCCCGUCAAUGUUGAUGAAUGCCUUGAUGCAGCGGCGGCGGCGGCAUCAGCUGCGGUGACUACUCCUAUCAGCAGCCGGAAGAAAGGGAAGAGCAGAGCUGCUGGGGCUUCGCCAAGAAAUGCGAGACGAGCGAGGAGACGAUUAGAAAAGGAGAACGUGAGGGAGGAGAAGGAGCUCGUGCCUUUCGAGGAGGAGGAGGGUGUGAGACUGAGGAAAAAGAGGUCAAGCAGAAGCAAGGUUGCUCACAAUGAGAGAGCGGCCCAGCAGGUGGCUUCACUUCCUCCUUCGAGCCCAUUGCCUGAGAUUUGUGAGAAACAAGCUGAACAGGAUGAGAUCUCUGCAAGUGGAGAUUUGCCAUGGGAGUUGAUCUUGGAGCUUGUUAUGUGGAAGAAUGCAGCAAAAUCUUCGCUUUGGUUUGGACUGGGGACUAUGUUUUUCCUGUCUUCAUGGUUUUCAAAAGAUGUAGAAUUCAGUUGGAUAUCAGCUGUUUCUCAUCUGGGUUUAUUGAUUCUGGGUUUAGCCUUCUUCUACGAUUCUGUUCCACAGAGGCAGCAGCAGAAGCCGAGACGGGAAAAUUUUAAGUUGAAAGAAGAGGACAUCCUGCGUGCUCGGUUUGUUUUGCCAACAGCAAAUGCUGCUCUUUCCAAGAGCCAAGAGAUUUUCUCCGGCGAACCAUUGAUAACUCUCAAAGUGGCUCCUAUUCUUGUCUUCACAGCUAAGUAUGGUCACCAGAUAACCCCAUGCAGACUUUUAACUACUGGAUUUUUCUUGGGCUUCACUCUUCCCAAGCUCUACACAUGCUACUCAGACAAAAUACAGGAAAAAGUUGAGGAAAUGAGAAGUUACGUUUGGUCUGCAUGGAAAUCCUACCCUCGGAAGAGACUUACAGCAGCAUCUACAAUAAUGGUGCUAUGGAAUAUGUUUGGCAUAAAGAUGCGCCUCUUUGCAGCAUUUAUCUCCGUAGUGGUACUUCGUUAUCACCAUCAACAGCAGCAAAUAAGUUGUGCAAGUGCGCACAAAGAUAGCAGAGAAGAAGAGCCACAACAAAGAAGAUGUGAAAAUGCUCAAAAUGACAGCAACGAAGAAGAGCCCCAGCAAGCAAUUGUUGUAGCAGAAUAGGAGCUAAUCACGAACAAGCUUGAGUUUGUAGCGACCUUCCUGAUUGCUAGUUUUGUUACAAUAACCACUUGUACAGUUUCUUUUAAAUUCAUCGUGUCUACUACAAAGUAAGCUCCCUAUGAUCACACAGAUAUGAAGAACCAUUCACCAAUAGCCCCCUUGUAACGUAAUAUCAUCUUUGCUUUUUGAAAAAUAAAUGAAUUGCGGUCUUUUUAA